This is a messenger RNA of Histoplasma mississippiense, 1368 nucleotides long. RefSeq lists its product with no specific name. The coding region runs from base 1 to 1368 and encodes 455 amino acids. Lineage: Eukaryota; Fungi; Ascomycota; Eurotiomycetes; Onygenales; Ajellomycetaceae. The record is from RefSeq and is a predicted model, not a curated record. The transcript has 4 exons.
AUGUUUCCUUGGUGUCCCGAAGCGUCGAUAUCACGCGCGGGCUGUUCUGAGCUUGGAGGUUCGAAUCCCGUGCCCAACUCUACAAGCGUUCCGGGGGCUCCAUAUGUCCCAUUGAUUCCGUUCACAGGAUCUUUCUUUAGGUCACUCGAGUGCAAUGUUUCGUCUUCCAAGGAGGUAGUGAAGCUCGCCCCGUUCGUGGAAAGAGUGGGUUUCCAAACUUUAACAGAGUCCUCUUACCUUGGAAACACGCCACAGAUUAAUAAUAUGGCCUCCCCAAUUGAUCCAAUGUUGAAAACCUACUCUCUGCCUGCUCCGCAGGUGUCCAAGAAACUGUUCCCAAUUGCUGGAAUCCUUUGCUCCAUCUAUGGUCUGGAUGAACUCCCUAUGCAAGCUAAGGAGGUAUCAUGUCUAUACCUCAUGCACCCACGACUGAGCACGGCAGAUUCAAUGGAAGGCUUUGCGUGCCAUGCUAUUGCAGAUUGGAACAACAGACUGCGGGAGGGGCGAGUGUCCGUAAGCCAGCAAAACAAGGGUCUAAUUGCGGUAGCAUUUGACCAACGGAAUCAUGGAUUGAGACUCGUUGACAAGCUGUCAAACUGCGCUUGGAAGGAGGGAAAUCCUAAACAUGCACAGGAUAUGUUUGCUACGUAUCAGGGCACGGCUCGUGAUGUCUCCCUCUUAAUAGACUUCAUGGACACCUAUGCCUUCCCGGAUGCCUCACGCAAAAUCACAACUAACCUUGCCCUCGGUGUCUCUCUCGGUGGCCACUCAGUAUGGAACUGCCUCCUACACGAACCCCGAGUCACUAAUGCCGUCAUCAUCAUUGGCACCCCAGACUACACAAGCCUAAUGACUGAACGUGCCAAACUCUCCAAACUAUCCUCUUGGAAAGAUUCCACACCGCCAGGCUCCCAAUUCCUCGGCUCCGAAUCCUUCCCACAGUCGCUCAUGGAUGCCAUCAGGAAAUACGAUCCUGCUAGAUUCUUCCUGAGCCAGCUGGGCAACCCUAUCGUCUCAGAACCCAUGCUCCAUGGCAUCCUUCCCGAACCCACCGAUCAUGAAAAGAAAGUCAUCGGCCCACUCAUAACACGGUGUCUACAGGGGAAAAGAAUCAUGCUGAUCUCUGGUGGUAAGGAUAAGUUGGUCCCAUACGCGCGAGGAGAGCCGUUUCUGAUGUGGCUGAAAAAGGCGAUUUCGCCAGGCGGGUGGUUUGCCAAUGGAGCUGUGACUUUAGAGGAUCUCAUAUUUGAAGACGCGGGACACGAGGUUACCCCCGCGAUGAUGGAGCAGGCAAUUCGGUUUAUUGGGGAAACCCUUGCAACGUGCGCUGAGAGCGCGCAGCCCAAGGUGCUCACGUCGAAGAUAUAG